Ogataea haglerorum is the source of this 582-nucleotide messenger RNA. RefSeq lists its product as uncharacterized. The coding region runs from base 1 to 582 and encodes 193 amino acids. The record is from RefSeq and is a predicted model, not a curated record. NCBI's taxonomy places the organism in Eukaryota, Fungi, Ascomycota, Pichiomycetes, Pichiales, Pichiaceae. The transcript has a single exon. Gene Ontology annotation, biological process: calcium-mediated signaling.
AUGGUGACGAACACGCUCGUGGUGACCGACCAGUACCUGCUGGACGAGGCGAACCGCGACGUUCUAGAUGAAUUCCUCGCGAGUGUGCAGAAGUGGGGCGCCGACGGCGAAUCCGUGGCCGUUUCUGUGCUCCGUUCGCUGCGUCGCAUAGUCGUGAUCUUUGACACCCCCGAGACUGCUCAGAAGGUGUACCAGUUGCUACAGAGCCAGGGAAUUCGGGUCACGUACUCGCGCAGGAACUCGGCGCGCUCAGAGUCGACGCUGGACGUGCCUGCCCGGCUGGAACCCCCAGAACGCCGCGUGGAACUGCAGUCCCCGCCGCCGUCGCCGUAUCUGGGGUAUGUGCAGGAGCCCGAAGAGCCGCCGGAGCCGAUCACCAUGACGGAGCCGGAGUCGUUUUCACAUUUGCUGUACCAGCCGACGCGCGACGAGGCGGCCAGAGAGCGCGUGUUUGAGGGCCGGGCAGAGGAGCCGCGUGUGCCGCUGCUGAUAGUGGAUCGCGAGGAGGGCGAGGCGCUACGGAAACGGCAGCAGGAGAUCGAGCGAGAGAAAUUAGAGGAGUAUAAAUUAUCUGAGAGAUAG